This is a messenger RNA of Cylicocyclus nassatus, 250 nucleotides long. The record is from the annotation of a GenBank genome assembly. NCBI's taxonomy places the organism in Eukaryota, Metazoa, Nematoda, Chromadorea, Rhabditida, Strongylidae.
UUUUCUUUCAACAUAGAUGUCACUUCGGGCAACACUUGUGAUCUUGGUAGUUGCGGUGCUGGUGGCCUUGUGUCAAUCAUUAGCACAUGAAGAGAACGAUAUACCACCCGAGUACGGUAAUCUCGAAAAUUACUUCUACGGAUCGCCAAGAUCACGAGGAGUAUUGUUUGAUUGUAUUCUUUGGUCCAUACAUCAAUGCUCUCCGUCAACUGAUCUCCCAUGCGCCUCCUGUUGUGUGUACUAAUAAAGC